AAAAAGGAGAUGCAACUCCGGAGGAUGUCUUUUUACCGCAAGGACGUUUGUUGCUGUCUCGCUGCUGCCACAGACUUCCUCUUUUCUAACUCUCCUCACCUCAUCCUGCCACCAUGCCUCCCAAGUUGGACCCCUCCCAAAUCGUCGAGGUCUAUGUGCGCGUCACAGGAGGAGAAGUGGGUGCCGCCUCGUCGCUUGCGCCGAAGAUCGGACCCCUCGGGUUGUCUCCAAAGAAGGUCGGAGAAGAUAUCGCCAAGGAAACGGCGAGGGACUGGAAGGGUUUGAGAGUGACAGUGAAGCUUACGGUGCAGAACCGACAGGCUAAGGUAGCUGUUGUGCCGAGCGCUGCCGCUCUGGUGAUCAAGGCUCUGAAGGAGCCCGAGCGCGACAGGAAGAAGGUGAAGAACAUCAAGCACAACGGCAACAUCUCUCUGGAUGAUGUGAUCGAGAUCGCGAAGAUCAUGGCACCGAGGUCGAUGGCGAAGGAGUUGGCAGGCACGGUGAAGGAAAUUUUGGGAACAUGUGUGUCAGUAGGGUGCAGUGUGGACGGCAAAGACCCGAAGGACCUGCAAGCAGAGAUUGAUGAUGGUGAGGUAGAGAUUGCGUCGGCUUAGGGUGGAGAAGGUGUACAAUCGGAACGGUUGCAAAUACAAGCAUGCGUUGCACACGAGAAGGUGUGGAUUGGUGGUGA
This is a messenger RNA of Physcomitrium patens, 691 nucleotides long. RefSeq names its product large ribosomal subunit protein uL11x. Lineage: Eukaryota; Viridiplantae; Streptophyta; Bryopsida; Funariales; Funariaceae. The record is from RefSeq and is a predicted model, not a curated record. Gene Ontology annotation, molecular function: structural constituent of ribosome; large ribosomal subunit rRNA binding. Gene Ontology annotation, cellular component: ribosome; cytosolic large ribosomal subunit. Gene Ontology annotation, biological process: translation.